Molecule: messenger RNA, 1491 nt
Organism: Anopheles marshallii
Lineage: Eukaryota; Metazoa; Arthropoda; Insecta; Diptera; Culicidae
Gene: alpha-PheRS
Product: phenylalanine--tRNA ligase alpha subunit
Exons: 2
Coding region: 1-1491 (496 amino acids)
Biological process (GO): phenylalanyl-tRNA aminoacylation
Cellular component (GO): cytosol; phenylalanine-tRNA ligase complex; cytoplasm
Molecular function (GO): tRNA binding; phenylalanine-tRNA ligase activity; ATP binding
Source: RefSeq, a predicted model, not a curated record
AUGCAAGAUAUUUCAGAGAGAAUUUUAAACCAUAUCGCAGAUCAUGGCGAAGUUGAUACGCUUGAUCUUGCAUUGAUUUUUGGCAUCGAUCAUCAAAAGAUCAUCGGUGGAGUGAAAAGCAUCGAAGCGACUGGCGAGCUGAUCCAGUGUGUACCAAGCACGCGUAAAUGCUGGAAGCUUACUGCCGAAGGACGUGACAUUCUGGAACAUGGUAGCCACGAAGCAAACGUUUAUAAAGCGGUCCCGCAGGGUGGCAUAACGCAAGCAGAGCUGAUGAAAUGUGGAGGGAAGAACCCGAAAGCCGGCUUCAGCAAGGCGAUGUCAAAUGGUUGGAUAUUCAUUGACAAGUCCGGUGGUGCACCAUUGGUUCGCCGCAAGGUGGACACAAUCGAGGACGAAGUCCUGAUGUAUGUGAAAGCCAUUUUCCUAGGCAAUGAGUCUGGUGUUCCAGAUGGUGUAAAAAAUGAGUACAAGAAGCGUAAGAUCCUAGAGGAAAGCGUGACGAAAAGUUUCGUACUCUCGAAAGGGCCCGAUUUUGCGACCACUCUGAAGAAACUGGAAACGGAUCUAACCGUCGAAAUGUUGGCUAGUGGUUUGUGGAAGGAUUUAAAGUUUAAGGCGUACAAUUUUGACGCCCUGGGUGCACCACCUGGACGCGGCCAGCUCCAUCCACUGAUGAAGGUGCGCACCGAGUUCCGGCAGAUAUUCCUCGAGAUGGGUUUCUCCGAGAUGCCGACGAAUAAUUUUGUCGAGUCGUGCUUCUGGAACUUUGACGCACUGUACGUCCCGCAGCAACAUCCGGCCCGUGACCAGCAGGAUACGUUCUUCGUGUCCCACCCUAAGGUGAGCGACAAGUUCCCGUUGGCGCUGGUGGAAAGUGUGCGUGAAUCGCACGAGGGCGGUGUUGAUGGUUCGAUUGGAUACCGAUACGACUGGAAGUUGGAUGAAAGCCGUAAGAACGUGCUGCGCACACAUACGACCGGUGUGAGCGCCAGGAUGCUGUACAAGGUGGCUCACCAGCCCGGUGGUUUCAAGCCGGUGAAAUACUUCAGCAUUGACAAGGUGUUCCGUAACGAAACGUUAGACGCAACCCACUUGGCGGAGUUCCAUCAGGUGGAAGGUGUCGUAGCGGACUAUGGGAUAACGUUGGGCGAUCUGAUUGGUACGUUCAAUGCGUUCUUCAACAAGCUUGGCAUUACGGAGCUGGAAUACAAACCGACAUUUAACCCAUACACGGAGCCAUCGAUGGAAAUCUUCUGCUUCCAUCCUGGGUUGCAGCGAUGGAUCGAGGUCGGUAAUUCGGGAGUGUUCCGUCCGGAGAUGCUCAUACCGCUCGGUGUACCGAAGGAGGUGAACGUAAUUGCCUGGGGACUGUCGCUCGAGCGACCCACUAUGAUCAAGUACGGUCUGAACAAUAUACGUGAUCUUAUUGGACCGAAGGUGGAUUUGAAGAUGGUCCAGGACGGUCCAAUCUGUCGUAUGAAUUGUUAA